CAGUACCAGUUCCAGUGCCGUACUUACUAGUGUGCACACAGCUUUGGCACGCCUGUAACCAGGUCACCAACCCGUACACACCUAUAGCUGGCGCUAUUUUAGACCAUAUGAUUGGAAUGCCUGCGAGACAUGCUUCCUCUUAAUGACUGCCCUGACCUCUGUCAAUAAAACACAAACGAGAGGCGACCACAAACUUUGAGAACAGUGUAUCAUCCAUGGGAGGUCAAUUACUGAGGGGAGAACGUCCUUGGCUGAGUCGUGGAAAGGGACGGCCGUACCCCGGGGAUUCAGCGCUUGACGGAUGGAACUCUAUUAAUUCAUUAAAACCCACUUCCGACGGAAUUGGCCGCACGAUAGAUUUAUGUAUUGGGAGAAAAUUGACAAAAAUUAAGCCAUGGACGAUGACAUGGUUUCUGUUAUUGGAUAUGAGUUAUGCUUAAUUUGAUUCAAUCAACUACCCUUCAACAUUUAACCUUUUAAAAGGUGAACUUAACACAAUAAAAUUGACAGUUUGCUCCCUUGAAGAAAUCUAAAGGGUUGAUUUAUACAGAAUUUAAUCUUUGUCAAAUUCCGUUUCACAAUUUGAAAUGAUGUGAACAAUAUAAACUAAUGAAAGAAGGGCGGUAUAGUGCUUAGCAAGGAAUACAGUGUAAUCCUAUUUGCGUAUUUAUUAAUUUUGAGCGGUUAACGUUAUCAAAUAUACACAGAAGUGCUACCAUCCUACGUAUACCCGUAAGACUGUUCAGUACAAGUAUAUCAUUUAGGUGUUUAAGUAUACGAAUAAGAUUCGGUCAAAUUGCUAAGUAUACUUAGGCAAUCCUAUUCUAAGUCUGCGAUAGUUCGUGUUAUGUAGAAAGAGAGUGUAAAACAAGCUGCGAGAGCAGGUUCUGAUGGUGACGUGAAACAUUCCUGGCAUAUAUUGCCUAGUGUACACAGACCGUCGCUAUGCUAAGAGAGUUAUGCUCAUCAAGGGAUUGCCCAGGGUGCAUCAGUACUGCCGGCGUGCGUUUAUGAUAUUGCUGAGUUGACCAAUGCGACAGUGCCCUGCCGUACGUUACUUACACCCGUCUAUGGCUGGCCCCUACCUCCGUGUGAAUGUGGGCUGCUGAUAGGUACCUUGGCAAGCUCGACUGGACGUGUGUGAAAUUCUGCUGAACGUCGCCACAUCCACAAGUCUUAUGUUUUCAUUGUUAUGUCUGAUAGUGUUGUGGUCGUCAAUCUGAGGGCUCACUCAUAUUUAUAUGUGGUUAGUCCCAGGCAUUCUGCUUUGGUCCAUGUUGCUAGGAGUAAAAAUAUCAGUACCGCACGAUGGAAUAUGGCUUUGAGGACUCCUAGAGAAGUGUAAAAGACAGCAGGUUAUUGAGUGCAGGCAAGCCGCCAGCACUUCCAGCUACAAGGUGAGGAAUCAUCAGAGAUGGAGGCUGCCUUGAUAUCCUCGAUGGACGUGACCGGGGGAGAGCAGAAGGGGAGCCCGUGGGCCCAGCCGCGGAGGGCCCGGCCCAGGGAAGCACCGCCCCGCUGGAGCGACUACCAACGGGACCUGACGGAGGACCGGCGGAGGGCAGAGUACGAUCAUCGCCGCUGCAGGGUCGUCAUCAAUGUCAGCGGGUUGAAGCUGGAAACCCAGCCGGAAACGUUGGCUCGAUUCCCGAACACGCUGCUAGGAGACCCGGUCAGAAGACAACAGUACUACGACGCCGAGAGGAGGGAGUAUUUCUUUGACAGACACAGGCCCAGCGCAGAGGCCAUACUCGCAUUUUACCAGACUGGUGGAAAGUUACAUCGACCCAGUGAAGUUCCUCUCGACGUCUUCACAGACGAGCUUCGAUUCUUCCAGCUAGGUGAUGACGUCAUCGAGAAAUAUCGUGAGAAGGAAGGCUUCAGCGUGGCCAGCUCACAGCUGAGCCUCAACCGUGACGGCUGUUUCGGUAAACUAUGGCUGUUUCUGGAAUUGCCAGGGAGCUCCGUCUGGGCUAAACUAUACGCCGUGCUUUGUGUCUGUUUCAUCCUCUUGUCCAUCUCAAGUUUAUGUCUUGAGACGUUACCCGGUUUCUCGGAGCGCGCUCAGAACCCCGAGGUUGAGUUCACCACGGAGUUUUUCUGGAUAGAGACAGUGUGCGUGGCGUGGUUUACAUUAGAGGUGGUGCUGCGGUUCGUGGCGUGCCCCAGUAAGAAGGACUACUUCAGGAGCGUGCUGAAUGUGUUUGACAUUCUCGCUAUCGUGCCGUACUUCAUCACCGUGUCUGUGGUGCUGGCGAGUAAGGGGGAGACCAGCGGACUGUACCGCAAGGCGUCGCUGACUCUGCGGCUGAUGCGGCUGGUUCGCGUCCUGCGCAUCUUUAAACUCUCGCGGUACUCGGAGGGUCUGAAGAUGAUGGGCAGUACCCUGGCAGGCAGCGGCAGUGACAUCGGCAUGCUGCUGGUCUUCAUGGUCAUCCUCGUCAUCCUGUUCGCUUCAGCUAUCUACUUUGUGGAACAACUUCAGCCGGAAGAUUCCGAGUCGCACUUCUCCAGCAUCCCUGACGCCUUCUGGUGGGCCAUCGUUACCAUGGUAACCCUGGGGUACGGUGACACCUACCCACAGACCGGAGCAGGGAAGUUUGUCGGCUCACUGUGCGCCCUGGCCGGCAUCCUGACCAUCUCCCUACCCGUGCCCGUCAUCGUCACACAGUUUGACCGGCUCUACAACCAGAGAAUGGAGAAGGACUGGGAGGAAAGGACGAAGAAAAACGUGCAAGGCACCGAGGAAGUAGAUUGAUUAGGACAGGUAAUAUAAAUGCGCAUACAGCCAGGCAUUGUGACGCCUUUAAACACUCAGGUAGUGAAGUAGUAGUAUAUGCUGCGAGUGGUGCUAAUGUUGUACAGCUCUGAAUGACUCUAAAUAAAACCACUUUCUGGACCAACCAUACAGCACCAAAGCAUUGGUCGUCUUUGAAAACAAAGAAUUGAACAACAGCAACAACAUUAACAAUGCAGACUGGACAUAGUGACACUAUCUCUGGAGUGGGUAAGGUCUGAAGUAGUAGUAUAUGCUGCGAGUGGUGCUAAUGUUGUACAGUUCUGAAUAACUCUAAAUAAAACCACUCUCUCUGGACCAACCAUACAGAAUCAAAGCAAUGGUUGUCUUUAAAAGGAUUGAACAACAACAACAAUAACAAUGCAGGCUUGACACUAUAUCUGGAGGUGGUAUGGUCUGAACUAUUGGUGUAUGCUGUAAGUGGUGCUAAUCUUGUACAGCUCUGAAUAACAGACAAACCAGACAAACACGAAAUAGACUCUCACUUACUUAAGAAAAACACCAAAAAAAAUCAAGAAUCUGUCUGAUAGGCCAUCAAUGUAUCUUCUCAGGGUAUGCUUUUAAAAGUGUAAAAAAAACGGAAUAGAUAGGCAACAUUAUCUGUGCUGUUGUUGUUCAUAUGUUGUCAGAACAGAUUACUAGUACAUCAAAUAACAAGUAAACAGUGAAGUAGAAAAAUAACAAAAAUAUAUCAUCUAUACUUAUGA
This is a messenger RNA of Branchiostoma floridae (Florida lancelet), 3504 nucleotides long. Its product is annotated as potassium voltage-gated channel subfamily A member 1-like. Gene Ontology annotation, molecular function: protein binding; delayed rectifier potassium channel activity. The record is from RefSeq and is a predicted model, not a curated record. Gene Ontology annotation, cellular component: voltage-gated potassium channel complex; membrane. Lineage: Eukaryota; Metazoa; Chordata; Leptocardii; Amphioxiformes; Branchiostomatidae. Bases 1415 to 2758 code for a protein of 447 amino acids. Gene Ontology annotation, biological process: protein homooligomerization; potassium ion transmembrane transport. The transcript has 6 exons.